Trichechus manatus latirostris (Florida manatee) is the source of this 813-nucleotide messenger RNA. Its product is annotated as vomeronasal type-1 receptor 4-like. Gene Ontology annotation, cellular component: membrane. Lineage: Eukaryota; Metazoa; Chordata; Mammalia; Sirenia; Trichechidae. The transcript has a single exon. The record is from RefSeq and is a predicted model, not a curated record. Gene Ontology annotation, biological process: G protein-coupled receptor signaling pathway. Gene Ontology annotation, molecular function: pheromone receptor activity.
AUGGAUGUCAGGGAUUUGGCAGUAGGAAUUGCCUACUUAUCCCAGACGAUAGUUGGGAUCCUGGGGAAUUUCUCUCUUCUUUACCAUUAUACCUUCCUUUACUUCACCAGGUGCAGGAUAAGGCCCACAGAUUUGAUUCUCAAGCACAUAUUUGUAGCCAAUUCCAUGGUCAUCCUCUCUAGAGGAAUCGCCCAGACAAUGGUAUCUUUUGGGCGGAAAGGUUUUUUCAAUGAUAUUGCAUGCAAGCCUUUUGCCUAUACUUCCAAAGUGGGCCAGGGUGUGUCGCUUGCCAGCACCUGCCUCUUGAGUAUCUUCCAGGCCAUCACCAUCAGCCCCGGGAACUCGAGGUGGGCAGAGCUUAAGGGGAAAGCUCCCAAGUACAUUGGCCCCUCUGUUUUCAUGUGCUGGAUCCUGCAAACGCUGGUAAAUAUCAUUUUUCCUGUGUUUCUGAUUAGCAAAUGGAGCAAUACGAAUAUCACAUAUUGAAAAGAUCUUGUAUACUGUGCUUCUGUUCGUCACGAGAAAACCAGAGACUCCUUGUAUGCAGCAUUGUUAUUUGUCCCUGAUGUUGUAUGUUUGGGGUUCAUGUACUGGGCCAGUGGCUCCAUGGUUUUCAUCCUGUACAGACACAAGAAGCAGGUGCAACACCUUCAUAAGAACGUCAUCUGCAGAUCCUCUCCUGAGUCCAGAGCUACCAAAACUAACCUUCUCCUGCUGAGCACCUUUCUUUUUACACCUUAUCUACCAUCUUUCAAUGCUAUUUGGCUCUUGCUGAUAAGCCCUAUUGGUGGCUGGAGAAUGUCUCUGCACUAA